GGACAGACCAGAACUAGACUUCUUCUUCUUUUUGGGUUCUUCUUCCCAACCGUCGUUCUUCAGUUAUCCUUCUGGGUUGAGCUCCACGGUCGCCAUUGUUGCAGCGGCUAGGACUGAAGCAGGCAAACGGCACAAGCUUUCCAGGUUCAAGGUGAGUCUUUAGUUGUUUUGAAUCUCCCGCAUGGCUUAUUCUAGCUCAUCGUCUUAACCAUGCUGCUAAGAUCAUCAUCCAACAGAAAAGGCCUAUAUAGGAAAGCCCUCAAUGAAUUCUCAACAUCAACAUUUCAAAUUCUUAAAAAACCCGACAAUAAAAACAUCAAAUUUAUCAUCCAUUGCAAUACCCAGAUUUCCAAGAAUGGUCGAAUCGGUAAUAUUAAGGAAGCUGAGGAUAUUUUUUCACAGAUGCCCAACAAAACUGUCGUCUCAUGGACUGCAAUGCUUACUUCUUAUGCUGAGAAUGGUCGGAUCAAAGAAGCACGUAGAAUGUUCGAUGAAAUGCCUGAACGAAACAUUGCAUCCUGGAACGCAAUGAUAACAGCUUAUGGUCGUACUGUCAAUAGAAUUGAUGAAGCUAAUCUGUUGUUCAUGCAGAUGCCUGAACGAAAUGCUGUUUCUUAUGCUGCAAUGAUUUCGGGAUUUGCUCGGGCAGGUAUGUUGUCUAACGCUAUACAAUUGUAUUAUAAAACGCCUGCCAAUUGGAAGGAUCCUGUUUGUGCGAAUGCGUUGAUUUCUGGGUAUUUGAAGGUGGGUGAUUUAGAAAGAGCUGUUCAGAUUUUUGAGGCUAUGUCUAUCAAAGAUGUAGUUUCUUGGAGCUCGAUUGUGGACGGAUACUGUAAGCAUGGAAGACUCGAUGAAGCUAGAAAACAUUUCGAUGUGAUGCCAGAAAGAAACAUUGUCACUUGGACAUCGAUGAUCGAUGGUUACUUGAAGAUGGAUUGUUUUGAACAAGGAUUUGGACUCUUCUUAGAAAUGAGAAAUGAACAUAGUAAAAUAAAGACCAAUCCCACCACAAUUACCAUGCUUAUUGAAGCUUGUGGGAACAAUAAUAGAUUUAAAGAAGGUCAGCAAGUUCAUUCUCUGGCUCUAAGAAUGGGACUUCAUUUUGAUGUUUUCUUGGGUAAUUCUCUCAUAACUAUGUAUUGCAAAUUCACUUCUUUAGAUUCAGCCGCCAAUAUAUUCAGUUCCAUCUCCCAGAAAGAUGUGGUUUCUUGGAACUGUAUGAUUUCUGGUUAUGUUCAAGCUCAAAAGAUUCAAGACGCCUACAAUCUGUUUCAGAGAAUGCCAAAGAAAGACGUUGUUUCCUGGACAACCAUGAUCACUGGAUUCUUCAGCAAAGGGAUGACCCAGAAAUCGGUUGAGUUAUUCGAUAUGAUGCCUAAGAAAGACGAUAUUGCAUGGACGGCUAUUAUUUCCGGGUUUGUGAGUAACUUAAUGUAUAAAGAAGCUAUAUUUGAGUUUGUUAAAAUGCUAGGUUCAUCAGUUAAACCGAAUCCUCUCACUUUAAGCAGUGUAAUUUCUGCUUCAUCCUGUUUAGCAGCAAUAAACGUUGGUACCCAAUUCCAUGCUUACGUCGCAAAAACAAACAUGGAAUCUGAUCUAUCCGUUGCAAAUUCACUCAUCUCAAUGUAUUCGAAAUGCGGGAAUGUAGAAACCGCGUCUAUAAUCUUCCAUAGGAUCAUAUCUCCGAAUGUCGUAUCUUACAACUCAUUGAUAACGGGUUAUACACAAAACGGGUUUGGUAAAGAAGCUAUUAAGGUGGUGCAGAGAAUGCUUGAAGAGGGUCAACAGCCAAACGACGUUACUUUUCUCGAGAUUCUCUCGGGUUGUGCCCACUCGGGGCUAUUGGAGGAAGGCUGGUAUUACUUCAGAGUCAUGAGGGAUUCGUAUGGGAUCGAACCGGGUGCUGAUCAUUAUGCAUGCAUGGUUGAUCUUCUUGGAAGAGGUGGUUUGGUGGAUGAUGCGAUGAAUUUGAUCGAAUCCAUGCCGGUUGAGCCACAUGGUGGGGUGUGGGGUGCGCUUCUUGGUGCAAGCAGGACACAUAUGCGGCCAGAUGUGGCUAAAAUAGCGGCUGAUCGUCUUUUUGAACUCGAAUCGGGUAAUGGUACACCUUAUUUGGUACUUUCAGAGAUAUAUUCUUGUGUGGGUAAGCAAUUGGAUGGGGAAAAAAUGAGAAUAACGUGUAGAACUAAGGGGAUGAAUAAGAAUCCUGGUUGCAGUUGGAUUAUUACUGAAGGUUAGAUUUGAAAUGGAGAGAUGCAACUCAUAAAUGGUGAUCAAUUCAUCAUGCAGUUUGGCGCAUAUUUUUUGGUCGAAGAUUUUACAUUAUUAUAAACUCUAGCAUUUCUUG
Messenger RNA from Impatiens glandulifera, 2347 nucleotides. RefSeq names its product pentatricopeptide repeat-containing protein At1g53600, mitochondrial. NCBI's taxonomy places the organism in Eukaryota, Viridiplantae, Streptophyta, Magnoliopsida, Ericales, Balsaminaceae. Bases 211 to 2238 code for a protein of 675 amino acids. Gene Ontology annotation, molecular function: RNA binding; protein binding. The record is from RefSeq and is a predicted model, not a curated record. The transcript is spliced from 2 exons. Gene Ontology annotation, biological process: RNA modification.